This is a messenger RNA of Arachis ipaensis, 2607 nucleotides long. RefSeq names its product BAG-associated GRAM protein 1. The record is from RefSeq and is a predicted model, not a curated record. NCBI's taxonomy places the organism in Eukaryota, Viridiplantae, Streptophyta, Magnoliopsida, Fabales, Fabaceae.
AUAAAAAAAAAAAGGCUAUGCGAAGACUCACAAGUAAAAGGUCGUCCACUACUAAAUAGUAAAUACUAAUAUCCAAAAUAUUCCAUAUGCACCUUUACGCAAACAAAAAGAAUACCAACCUUUUGAAAAACAAAGAAUCGACCAAAGAAGUUGUGCAUUUCUUGGGAUCUGGAAAAUCAUGGCAGCAGCUCUAAUAGGCGGAGCUGCCGUGGGAGCAGUGUUCGGAGAACUGCUGAAGGCGGUUUUGGAAAUGAAGGACAAGACCAUCAUGUUCAAGCCAACCUUGGCCUACCUCCAAACCACCUUAGAAUCAUUAAAACCUCUCAUGAAAGAGAUAGAACAACACAACAACAAACUCUGUCGUCCAAAGGCAGAACUAGAAUCUCUGAUUCGAGACAUGGAAGAUGGCACAAAGCUUGUUUACAAGUGCUCAAAGAUACACAAGUUGAAUUUGCCUGCAAAGAUCUAUUGCCAGAAGCAAUUGGAAGAACUAGAACGGUGUCUCAGCAGGUUCUUUAGCAUUGAUAUGCAAGCUCAGAUUUUAAGAGAUUUGAAAGAGACGUUGCUCGAGGUUCGUAGAAUAAAGAAUGCUAUUAAAAACCUGCCCCUUACAACACCAACGGAUUCAUCUUCAGAUCUCUUGGAUAUAAAUUCUGCUGAGGAAAUUGUUGAGUUGGGGAUUUGUGAGUCAAUUUUAACUGAAUAUACUAGUAGGACUAUUUCUGCUGACCAAAUCUUAGAAGAAGAUAGCCAGAUUCAGGUAGAAGGGGAUUCUGAAACUAGUUCGGUCUACCUCAUCAAUUUAGAACUAUUGGCUGCUAAGAAUCUCGUUGGAGUUAACUUUAAUGGAACAUCUGAUCCGUAUGCAAUCAUUACAUGUGGCAGUGAAGGGCAGUUCAGUUCCAUGGUCUCUGGUUCAAGAAAUCCUAUGUGGGGCGAGGAGUUCAAUUUUUAUGCUCGUGAACUUCCUGUUCAGAUGAAUGUCACAAUAUAUGAUUGGGAGAAAAUUAGGAAAAGUGUUGUUCUUGGUUCAGUGACUGUUCCAGUUGAUAGUGAAGGUCAAACUAGUGCAUUGUGGUACCUUUUGGAUGGCCCAUCAGGGCAGGUUUGUCUUCAUAUAGAAACAAGAAAACUAUCUGCAAAUUCUUCCAGAGUUAAUACACAGAGAAGGAUAAUGCCUUUGGAAAAACCAGGCCCCACUGUUGUUGAUCAGAAGCCAGGGCCUCUUCAAACAAUAUUUGAUCUUCUUCCAAAUGAGGUUAUUGAUCAUAGUUAUUCUUGUGCACUUGUGGGAUCAUUAUUGUAUCAUGGUCGUAUGUAUGUUUCUGCAUGGCACAUUUGCUUCCAUUCCAAUGUGUUAAAGGAAUUAAAGGUGGUUAUUCCAUUUGAAGAUAUUGAUGAGAUUCAAAGGAUUCAACAUGUGUUUAUAAAUCCUGGUGUUGAAAUUAUUCUCCGCAAGGGUUCCGGUGGACAUGGUGUUCCUCCCUUGCGAAGUCUAGAUGGUAGACUGAGGUAUAAGUUUACAUCAUUUUGGAACAGAAAUGAUGCAUUUAAAAAUCUGCAACAUGCAGCAAAGAAGAAGAAUAUAGAGUCUGAGCUGCAAGCACAUAGCAGUUCUAUUGCAGGACAUAAGAUACUGGAUAAAGCUACUGAAGAAAGCAUGCCAGAAACAGGAAAACUUAAACCUUUUAUCAAAGAAGAGGUUUUAGUUGGUAUAUACAAUGAUGUUUUUCCCUCCACAGCUGAGCAUUUUUUAAACUUGUUACUAAAUGAUGGUUCACAAUUUACUAGCAAUUACCAUGAAGUACGAAAGGAUGAUAAUCUUGAGAUAGGACAAUGGCAUUGCGGAGAUGAAUUUGAUGGUCAACUUCGAGAAAUAACCUUUAGGUCCCUCUGUAACAACCCUAUGUGCCCUCCAGACACGGCCAUGACAGAAUGGCAACAUGUUGUUCUAACACCAGACAAGAAAAAAUUGGUGUUUGGGAUUGUACAUCAGGCUCAUGAUGUUCCAUUUGGGUCUUUCUUUGAGGUACACUGUAAAUAUAGUUUGGUAACAACGGAUGAAAGUUCAUGUACCCUCCACAUAGAAGCGGGUGUGUAUUUUAAGAAAUGGUGUGUGAUGCAAUCAAAAAUAAAAUGGAUGGCACACAACGAGUACAAGCAAGCAGUUGCGGUGAUGUUGGAUGUUGCUCAUUCUUACAUAGAUCUGCAUAAUACUAGAGAUUAUGAGAUUGACAAGGCCUUUUCGUCUAAAGUGGUUGCUCGUUCUUGCAUAAAGCUGCAUACUACUAGAGAUUAUGAUACUGACAAGGCUGCUUCGACUAAAGUGAUGGAAGAGGAAUGCUUUGUUCCUCAAGAAGGAAGAAGAUCUGUACUUAGUAUGGUGGUCUCUGCCCUUUACUUUAUCUUUAAUCCCUUUCUCUCUUAUAUUUUCAAAAUCAAAGGUGACAAGGUGCGAGAGAGGGAGUAAGAAAACACUUCCUUCACCUAAAAUCUAAGAUUUAUGGCAACAUCAAUUGGGAUUUGAUUCAUUUGUGUAUAAUAUUGUAAGUUUGUUACUUCUCUUGUGUUCUUCAUUCUUAUAAUAUGCAGAUGAUAUGUGGGUAG